Micropterus salmoides (largemouth bass) is the source of this 7082-nucleotide messenger RNA. RefSeq names its product ADAMTS-like 3 (gene adamtsl3). NCBI's taxonomy places the organism in Eukaryota, Metazoa, Chordata, Actinopteri, Centrarchiformes, Centrarchidae. Bases 220 to 4536 code for a protein of 1438 amino acids. Gene Ontology annotation, cellular component: extracellular matrix. Gene Ontology annotation, molecular function: metalloendopeptidase activity. The record is from RefSeq and is a predicted model, not a curated record. Gene Ontology annotation, biological process: extracellular matrix organization. The transcript is spliced from 26 exons.
CUGGUCCCAAGUUGUGUGUCAGGCAGGCAGACGUGCUGUGGAGACACUUUACCGGAGACACAAAGUACCGGCGCGUUCAUCUCUCUGACACCUCACUCGUCUCUCUCGGUCACUUUUUGGACGUUUCUGUCUUUGGCCCAGGGUGUGGCUUCUGAGAAUCAGGGUCGUGGAUUAUUGGGCUGUUUUUGGAGAAUAACUGAUGCAUCUCCAUAUGAGCGCAUGACCUCUCCUCCCUCAAAAGGUUGGGGCUCACCCAGCUGGAAAGAGACCCUGACCUGGGGAAAAAUCCAGAUGAACAUGGAGUCAUUUAUCCUCUGGAGGGCUGCCCUCAUCUUCCUCAUGGUUCCCUCUGUCCAGUGUGCAGAGACUGAGCCCCAGAGUGCAGUGUUCCUGCCAGAGUUUGCCCUCUCACCUCAGGGCAGCUUCAUGGAGGAUGCCACAGAAGAUCAGUUUCUAACCUACAGAUACGACGACCAGGCGUCCAGGAUGACCCGCUCAGAUGAAGAAAGUGACAUGGGUUGGGACGCCUGGGGCCCCUGGAGCGACUGCUCUCGAACUUGCGGGGGAGGAGCCUCUUACUCCCUACGACGCUGUCUCAAUGGAGGAAGCUGUGAUGGCAAAAACAUCCGCUACAGAACCUGCAGCAACAUGGAAUGCCCGGCAGAGUCAGGUGAUUUCCGGGCCCAGCAGUGUUCAGCUCACAACGACAUCAAGUACCAGGGUGUUACCUAUGAGUGGGUCCCAGCACCUUAUGACCCCUUAGCACCCUGCACACUGCGGUGCCAGGCUAAAGGGAGAAGUCUCACUGUUGAACUGGCCCCCAAGGUGCUGGAUGGGACACGAUGCAGGGCGGAUGCCUUUGACAUGUGUAUCAGUGGACUUUGUCAGGAGGUGGGCUGUGAUCGCCAGCUGGCCAGCGGUGCCAGGGAGGAUAAUUGCGGCGUGUGUGGUGGCGAUGGCUCCACCUGCCGGCUGGUACGAGGACAAGCAAUACCCCACCUAACACCAGAACAAUCUCUAAAGACGGUGCUUGAGGUGCCGUUGGGAAGCCGCUUUCUUAGACUCAAUGCCAAAGGACCUGACAUGAUAGUUAUCGAAGCUAUCUCUCUUCAGGGGAGGAAGGAGGAGACCAGUCUGGCAUCUGUAGGCUCCUAUGUGAUAGGAAACACCUCCUUGGACUUCCACAGAGGGACGGACAGGCAGACUCUCAGGACACGUGGCCCACUCAGUGCUGAUUACAUUAUCAAGAUGAAGUAUGGAGGCUCCAAGGACACAGUUGUCCAGUUUGUCUUCUACCAGCCAAUCAGGUACCAGUGGAGAGAGACCGACUUCUUCCCCUGCUCGGUCACCUGUGGAGGAGGCUAUCAGCUGAACUCUGCAGAGUGCACAGACAUCCGGUCCAACCAGACCCUGCCUGAGCACCAGUGUAACAGCUAUCCCGAAAAUAUCAAACCCACACCAAAACUGAAGGAGUGCAACAUGGACCCAUGCCCAGAGAGUGAUGGAUUCAAAGAGGUGAUGCCAUAUGACCACUUCCAACCACUGCCUCGCUGGGAGCAGGGCCCCUGGACCCAGUGCUCGGUGUCCUGUGGUGAAGGUGGCGGCUGGCAGGAUCGCAGCGUGCUGUGUGUGGAGGAGGACACCCAGGGACAGUUCUCCCAGGUGGAGGAGUGGAAGUGCACCCACUCCCCUCGACCUAUCACCCGACAGAUUUGUAACACCUUCAUCUGCCCCCAGUGGGUGGCCAUGGAGUGGUCUCAGUGCACAGUGACCUGUGGCCGUGGCCUGCGUUACCGGGUGGUUCUGUGCAUCGACCAUCGUGGGCAGCACAUUGGAGGCUGUGAAGCUUCCCUCAAACCUCACGUUAAAGAAGACUGUCUGGUCCCUAUUGCCUGCCACAAACCCAGAGAAUCCCUGCCAGUGGAGGCCAAGGUGCCCUGGUUAAAACAAGCCCACGAACUGGAGGAACACCAAACUGCUACAGAGGACCCCACAUUCGUCCCCGGGCCCUGGUCACCCUGUAGUGCCACUUGUGGGCCUGGCAGGCAAACUCGGGAGGUCAAGUGCCGGGUGCUGCUCUCAUUCACUAAGACAGAGGUGGACCUUCCAGAGGAGGAGUGUGGCAAGGACAGACCCCAGCUGGAGAGGCCCUGCAACCAGUGGCCAUGUGUCACAAGUCCAGGCACCACUUCAGGCCUCCAGGACCACGGGCCCCCUCACAUCCAGACUCAGGAUAUGUAUAGCUGGGACUACAGAGGCUUCACUGCCUGCUCAGCCACAUGUGCUGCUGGGAAGCAGAAAGCAGUUGUGAGGUGUGUUAACAGGGAGCAGGGUGAGGAGGUGGAGGACUCUGCUUGUGAUUCAUCCAGCAGGCCGCCAAUUAUGAUCCGCAUCUGUAACCCUGAGCCAUGCCCCCCAAGAUGGGAGGAGACGGCGUGGACCAGCUGCUCUGCGUCCUGCGGCGUCGGUAUACAGACUAGGAGUGUGUUUUGCAUGCGUCUGUUGUCCGUCGAUCAGCAGGAUAUUCUGACUGUUUCAGAGGACGAGUGCAAGGAAUUCAAACCUGCCAUCCUGCAACCCUGCAACCAGGUGAACUGUCCUCCAGCCUGGGAGACUGAACCUUGGCAGCAGUGCUCCCAGUCCUGUGGUGGGGGUAUCCAGGUGCGGAAGGUCUACUGUAAGCAGCUCCUGUCCACAGGGGCCUAUAGAAGGCUGGGAGACGAGGCCUGCCGGGGGGCCAAACCUGCCACUAACAGAAGCUGCAGUAACAUUGACUGUCUGCCCUACAUGACAGGAGGAGAAUGGAGAAAGUGCUCAGUGUCCUGCGGUUUGGGGAUCCAGCAUAGGGAGCCACUGUGUCGCCAGUUGACAGCCAUGGGCCGCCAGGUGACAUUGGCCAGGGAGCUGUGCUCAGGGUUGCCCUCCCCACCCCUCGUACGAACCUGCCGCAUGAUGGCCUGUCCCAAGUACAAGAAAGAGAUGAGACCCAAAGACAACCAGAAGGUUCAAGUCCAAGUCAAGCAGCUAGCGAGACGUCCAGCAAAGGCCAGAGGCUAUAUGGAGGGGGUUAAACAGUGUCCGCUGCUCAUGGGUGUACACCACAUCUACAUCCAGACCCGCAAGGAGAAACGCCUCUACCUGACUGUCGGCGGCCACGCCUACCUCCUACCCAACACCUCCCUAGUCAUCAGGUGCCCCGUCAGAAGGUUCCCUAAAGCCUACAUCCGCUGGCUCAAAGACGGACAUCCCCUGUCCAGCUCCAAACACCUGGGUGUAACUAGAUCUGGCUCUCUGAAGAUCCACUUUCUGGGGGCAGAGGACAUUGGGGUGUACAAGUGUGUUGCUGGACCCGCCUCAGACAUCUUCACCCUCCAGCUGAUAGGUAGUGACAGUAGCAGUAGGUCAACUGGCAGACCAUCUACUGCCAGUCCUAGUCCUACAUUGGAGGAGAUGCUGCCUGUUUGCCAAAGGCACUACUCAAAUCUGGACUUGUUCCGGCCUGGAGUAAGUGUGUCUCUGCUGCCCCCUGGUGUCCAGGAGGCCUCCCUGCAGCCACAGGUUGAGGAGAGACUGAUCAAUAUCACCCUGCAGGCUGACAGAGGUGAGAUCAAGCAGGAGGAGGCCUCAGAACUCCUCUCCUCAUUGUUGACCCACAUGUCUGCAGCCCAGCUCUGGACCAGGACUACAGAGGGGAGAGGAAAAGCUAAAGAGUUUGACUGGGGUUUUGGAGACUGGUCCACAUGCAGCGCUUCUUGUGGGAACACAGGGACUUGGCUGCAGAGGAUUCACUGUGUCACUCUGGAUGGAAGGGAAGUUCAGCCCAGAAUGUGUCAGCACAUACCAAAACCCUUCACCUUCCCAGUUCCCUGCAACAGACAGGACUGCCCUCCCAGAUGGUCGGUGUCAAAGUGGUCAAAGUGCUCGGCCUCGUGUGGCAGUGGCUGGAAACAGAGGCAGGUCUCCUGUCAGCAGCUGGAUGCCAGAGGUAUAGUGAGGACCCUGACAGCGGCUGGCUGCAAGAGGAUGAGCCAGCCCACAGACACAGAGCAGUGCACCGCCAAUAACUGUCCAACCUGGAUAACCAGUCCAUGGGGAAAGUGUUCAGGGAGGUGUGUAGGCUCCACCACCAGUGUACAGAAGAGAUCUGUCAUCUGCCAACAUGCCAAUGGCUCCUCAUACACAGACUGUGAUCUGAGGGACAGGCCUGCGUCAGUACGCAACUGUUCCUCGGACCUGUGUGACGUCCAUUGGCGUCCCGGUGCGUGGCGGGCCUGCACGGUGGUCUGUGGCAGCGGCUUUCAGUCCCGCAAGGUGGACUGUGUUCACCGCAGGAGUGGCAGGACUCUAGCUGACCAGCACUGUGCCUGGCUCCAACGGCCCUCCACCUGGCAGUACUGCAACAUUACCAUCUGUGGGAGUGAAUGCAGGGACACAAACCAGUACUGUAGUGUGGUGAAGAGACUGAAGCUGUGCCACCUGGAUCCGUACAAACAGAGUUGCUGUGGGUCAUGUUUACAGGGCAAUGACUCCACCUAGUGGCAGUGUUACAGUUAUAACCCCACUACUUUUUGUUAAAUAGAUGGACUACAUGAGAUGAAUGACUGAGCGACGACUGAAAGGACAUUAUUUGUGAGUGGAUGCAUAGAUGCAUAUAUGUAAGCUGGGCAAGCUUCUGUCCAAUUAUUUCACUUCCUAAAAGGAAACUGAACGCAGCCUCAAAAGGCUGGAAGUAUGAGGGGGCUUUAUUUUCUGAUUUGGACCCAACCUCCCAAAACGAAGUGUUCACUGUGUGGAUCAAAAGGAAUUUUUUUGACUUACCUGCAAAAAACUGAACGUUUAGUUUCAAGGGACAUUUAAAAUAGGCUGCCAGGCCAAAACAGAAUAUAAUGAUGUUGUUUAUGGUAGAGCGCAUACCUCAUACUUUAUCAGAUUUGAGAUAUCAGCCAGUCAUGCCAUCCACUGCUGAUAUAAGUGAGGUUCAUCAGAUCAGCCUAGACAUGCAGUCAUACUUUUCUUUCUUUAAUUGUUUCUUUAUUUAUUUGUGUAAUUGUUCAAAAGUGAUUUAUCUAAAAAUAUUAAAGGGAAGUUCCGCUUUAUUAUAACUUAAGUAAUUUUCAUAGUUUUGACCAUUACACUGAAAGUGUUAUUUUCAGUGAUAGAAAUGAUGGUGCAAAAAUAAGUUGUAAUACCCGAAACUGUUCUUUAAUGUAUUGUUUACUUUCCCUACCAUUAAAUAAGUACAGUAUGUCAUCUUGCUUUAACAAGCUGCUAACCCUGAGAAUUUCUUUAGUGUGAGUUCCAGUGUCCCACGUGUUUUAGUGUCCCCUUGUCACGUCCCAUGUCCUUGUUCGAAGGCUUUUCCAUCCUAAUAAGUGUAAAGGUUUGGUAGUACUGAAUUCUUGUUCUUCUUUGACAUGAAAAUGAUCAAGAUUAAAAAAUACUGACACAAAACAUCAGCACAAAACCCACUGUUGGUGACUUCAGUCUAGAAUAUUGUAUUGGCCUUCAAAAUAUUGAUUUGGCCGAUUCAGCAAAACUCCAGAUAGUGUGCAGUGCCGAUGUUUUUGAAAUGAUCUAUUUCUACUCUAUUUGUGAGGCAGUUACAGGCUGGUCAGGUUAGGGGAAAAUAGUGGUUAUCAGUUAAAGGAUAAGCAACUUAAAUACCUGAUUAAGGUUUGGGAAAGAUCAUGGCUGCCUCAGGGUUAGGGUUAGGGUUAGGUUAGUCUCCAUUGACAAGGAAGUUUGGAAUAGGAAGCGAAGGCACAGGUCAGCACAUGUCACUCAAGAGUCCGCACACCGUGUGAACCCUCAUUCAGCCAGGAGGAGCCCCAAAGUGGCAGGGAAGUAGAGAAGAGAGAGAGAGAGGAGAAGGAGAACCCAGACAUUAGGAGAAUCCUGGAGACAGUGCAAAAGCAGCGGUCAAGGGAUUAAGGGCCAAAAAAACAAUCCAAGAUCCAAAGGUGCAAAGAUGUUUUGUGAGGAAGAUGUUUAAGAUGAUGGUCAAGGGGAUAGAAUCAAAGGUGUCCCAGGGAGGGAUUAGCCGUUACCAUGAAGAUUGGAAGGAUAAGGUAUUAUAAGGUGUAUAUAUAAGGUAUUGGAGUUAGGGGUUAGGGUCACAAACUGCAUGAAAGUCAGAUCUGCUACACGUCUAUCCACCACCCCCACUACAACACCCUUACUUAACUACAUUAAAGGACAGAAUGCUUCUUGCAUUGGCACUGAACGUGGGCACAAUUAUGUGCAGCAGAAUCAUCCAGUAUGAACAUAAUUCCUGGGGAUACUGGGCUGGUGAAACCCUUAUGUGGAGAGAAUGCAGCAGUGGAGGUCUUGUGUGUAAUAUAUAAUAGCAAUGUCAGGUCAUGUAUGUGUUUAUAAAACAGAAUUUGGGAUUGAAAUUAACUUAAAGACCAUUGACUUGUGUGAAGGUACUGGGUUGUGAUUGUAGUUACAAUACAUGUCACUGAUGAGGAAAGAGCUGCUGCCAUUGGUGGAGGUUCGGUUGUGAAAGCAUCACUCUAUGAUUCUCAACCAUGGCAGUACAAAAGGUUUUGUAAAAAUAAUUUUGAUAUUACAAAUGAAGGACAGCCGGCGCUGGAAUGAGAGGCACCAGCACACCACUGAUUUUGACUGAAGGGUCUAUUCAUGUUACCUUUGUGUUGGUUAUCAUACCGAUGUGCUGCAUUUUAAAAUGUCUUGUAUAUACUGUGUGUUCUAAGUGCAAUAUCGUAUAUUGGGUGUAUGUAGAUUGUGUGAGACUUUUAUUUUCUUACUCAUUCAUGGUUAUGGUGUCUUUUUAAAAUAUAAAGCAUGUGUAUUUGUAGACUGGGUGGUAUGUUUACUACCACUCGCUUGGUUUUAUUUGCAUGUGUUUAAGCGCAAUCUCCAAUGUUUUGUAGCUCCAUUGUGAAAUGCCGCCAGGCAACAAGCGUUCUUCAGUGUUUUUCCCUGGCUACUGAAACAGUGGUGACAUUACACUGUGUGUGGUUUUGCAGCUUGACUGAGAGAACAUGAGGUAGUACAACAAAUCAUUAACGUGCUAUAGAUAACACAAAAGAAUAAAGACAGUUUGAUCACUUCAUAAA